This is a messenger RNA of Mauremys mutica (yellowpond turtle), 2794 nucleotides long. RefSeq names its product BH3 interacting domain death agonist (gene BID). Lineage: Eukaryota; Metazoa; Chordata; Testudines; Geoemydidae. Gene Ontology annotation, cellular component: mitochondrion; cytosol; cytoplasm. Gene Ontology annotation, biological process: positive regulation of extrinsic apoptotic signaling pathway; positive regulation of intrinsic apoptotic signaling pathway; positive regulation of release of cytochrome c from mitochondria. Bases 307 to 882 code for a protein of 191 amino acids. The transcript is spliced from 7 exons. The record is from RefSeq and is a predicted model, not a curated record.
GAGCACAAAGCGGCCGCUGUCUCUUUAAGCGGUUUGGAGGGAGAGCGGAGGAAGCUCCCCCCACUCGCGGCUGCCGAGCUCUGCAGGCCGGGGCUGGGCGCGGACUCGGCGCGUUGCCCGAGCCCCGGAGCGGCGCGCGGUUCUCCCUGAGUUGUAGCAGUGGCAUGGCUGUGCUAAGGAGCUUUUAUUAAACGUGAUUGGAGGCCUUUGGCAGGAUACAAACAGCUUGACUCUCAACAACACCAGGGAAAGGACUCGUGCGUUGAAAGCUAAGGGUAACACAGCUGCACCGGCCCAGCAGCCAGCAUGGAUCAGGGUCUGUGUGGCGAUGUACAGGUGGAGCGCAUCCUCGUGUAUUCCUUUCUGAAGAACUGUCACAACUGUGAUUUCAGCAAAGAGCUGGAUUCUCUGAGAAGCCAGGUGAUGGUUUCCUCACCAAAAGACUUCCUCUGUGCUGAGUUUGAUGAUGGGGAGCUUCAGACAGAUGGGAAUCGGAGUGGCCGGUUCCAGAAUGGUGAGCCAGGUUCUGUUGUUGAUGAGGACGUUUUCCGGCUCAUCGGCGCUCAGCUUGCUGAGAUCGGGGACCAAGUGGCUAGGGAGAUCGAUCAGAGAGUAGUAAAUGAUCUAAUGCGGCAAUUUGUGAAUGAGAAUCUGUCCAGAGAGGAGAUAAUGAGGCGUCUGUCUAAUACAGUGGAGGGGCUCAUGAGAACCGUACCUUUGGAAAUGGAGCAGGAGAAAGCCAUGUUGGUGCUAUCAAUGGUUUUAGCCAGAACAGUAGCAAACAAAAUGCCAUCCCUUCUACACCGUGUCUUUAACACCACUGUGAAUUACAUCAACCAGAACCUCCACAAUUACGUCGUCAACCUGCAACAAGAAAGUUGAAUGAGAGCGGAGCCAGUCCUAUUGACUUCUGUGGAGAAGAUGGCUGUUUGAGUAUUUACUUUAAAUGUUAAAAUGUUGCUUUUUUUCCCCCCCUUGUUUAAAUUCUUUGCAAUGCAGCUGUGAAGAGGGAAAUAACCUUUUAGUUAUGUUUUAAGUUUUUUCAGAGAUCAGUACAGGAGAAAUGUUCAAGCCGUGCGAUUGUUCAGCAGAGACAUGUAAGAGUAUUGCUUGCCUGUUACUUUCUUCUACCAAAUAUUGAAUGUGACUUGGUGCUGGUGCAGACCUGUAUGACUUAAGCAGAAGUGCCAGUUGGCAGUGCACUCAGGUGUGUUUACUGAAACUUUAGCUCAUUAUUCCAUGCACUGAGGAUAGGGCGUGUCUUCCCUGCAGGGUUAAUGCAUGAGCUCAGCAGUGGCAUUGGCCUAGCCCAAAUGUGAGCAGCCACACUGCACACCCCUACUUCAAAGUUGUGCUUUCAUGUCUGUAGUGCUAGGUCUUCUGGAGACACAGCCUAUGGUUCUUUUGUGCUGCAGUCAGCAGAGCCCCUCUAGUCUUUCCCACUGAAUUGUCUUUCUGAGCACAGUCCUCUAAUACUGGCCCACAGUUUUCCCUAUCAACUGCAAGUGCUCUAGCCUCACUGCAAAAUAGGUGGGUUAGAUUAAUGUGUCUACUGUGCACAUUGUCCUAGAGCAGCCUCUUCUGACAAGCACUCUUCCCCUCCCCCUCCCCCAUCAUGAUAGGUAAUCCACCUAUCAUGGCAAUGGAAGCCUUCUUCCACUGACCUAGCUGUGUUUACACCUGGGGUAGGGCAACAUAGCUAAAGCAGUCAGAGGGGUGAAUUUUUCACCCCCUGCUCUGUCUGCUAGCCUGGGUUGGAGACAACCACCUAACUCUGAGUGGUGUGCCUUUAUUUCCAAAGGUACAGCUUCACUACAGGCUGGGGAGAGCUAUUGUUGAGCAAACUGUAUGCUCAGGGUUUUUCCCCUAGGCACAGUAGUGGGGGAGUAAACCCUGCCUGCUCUCCCCAAAUUAUUCUUUUGAGCCUCUGCACAUGUAAAUCAGAUGACAUCCAAAGUUAUAGAAAAGCAACAGAAUUGAGUGAUUUGAUCAGGUCAGAAAACAUUCAUCUGGGCAUAUUUGAGUAUAGCACACUAGCUUUACUUUCCACUCAAUAGAUCCCUUCCUGUAGUCAAUGACUAAGAGGCUGGCACCCUUGAUCAUCUCUCAGCAUUAACUUGUGCCUGGUGGGCCUACCAGGAAUGUUGUCUCACUGACAGUUUACAUGAACUAAACUCUGAGUUACUGUUUCUCACAUUACCUGUAAAUAUUUUAUACUUCAAUAAAAUUGUAAAUGCAACUGUCAUCCAUUUUCAAAUUGGAGGUGCAAGGAAGUACUUAAAACUGAAUACACUCUGAAUCCUUGUCUUUUAAACAAAAUCAGAGAGAAACUUCCAAAAGUUUCUGCUGUCCCUCUGAAAUGGAAUCACUUUGUCUUCUUGGCUGUUGAAAUCUGUAAAGGGAACUAUGAGCUCUUUUGUUUACUGGCGCUGAAAGGGUGGUGGGAGAAUGUGGCUAGCUGGAUUUUGCUGUGUGCCCAGCACCAAGAGAGAGAAGCAAUCCAAGGCGUUGUCUACAGCAGACUGCACCAUUCCCUCAGUUAAACAGCAUGCUGUUAGCUCAAGGAGCUGGAUUACUGGAAUGCCUUUGACGUGGUACACACAGGAUGACAGAAGGAACUAGCAUAAGAAUAGGUCCACACAUUGGUUUUGAAAACUGUACCAUUUAUUAAAGUGCAAGCUGGGGCCAUGGUCUUACAGCAGUGUUUCAUUUGGGGAAGGAAAAAAUGUACAUAACCUUUCACUUAAAGUUCUCUCCAGCGCCAAAGGUCUAUAACACUGUGGAAAUAUUUUAA